CGUGCAGCGAAAGUGAAGUUCGAACCGGUACUCGAUAUCAAUUAUUAUCAGCAAAUUUCGCCCGCAUUUUAAUCUUAUCACCUCAUACUCACGUCCUUUAUUAUCGGAUCUUUUCUUAAGAUCAUUAUCACUCUUCAACUGUUGUGAUUGUGCCCUUCUUUGAUCGACGAAUCUGUUCCCAACUCUUGCUUAGUGUGGAAGAUAUGGCGGGACUGCCGCUUCAUCAUCUGUGAGUUUUCCCUGCAUUGUAUUAUCCUGAGCAUUAUUAUCGCGCUGACAUCCUCGGCAGUGGAUCCUAUCAGUUUCCGGACUCGAAAUGGAGCUCAGCAACAUCCCUGAAGUACUGCAGGACUUGGUCAAAGACAACCAAUUGAUCAUCCAACACCUUCCCCAGCCACCAGCCUUCAUUGCUAUGUUCAUGGACAUUCCUGAUAAGGAUGUAUUUCUUAUUCAUAAGAAGCCCAUUAAAGAAGAAACUUUCAAUGCUGUUGAUUCAGUCUUCGAAAAUACUUGCCACUCUCCAAACACGUCUGUAAGCUACAUAGGCCAACCCUUGGAAUGUCCAUUCAGUCCUUCACACAACAUCACUGUAGCAAGUGUUGGAGAUCUCACAGAAAUUUUGAAAAAAGAAAUGAUUGAACCAACCAAUCUCUCUAUUGCCAGGAAGUGUGGCUGUGUGUUCACCUUGAAGUCGGAUAGGAAGGUGCCUUUGUGGAUGUUCUGUGAUGCUGCAGACAAAGAAAAGACUUUCUUACUGAGUAUCAGUUAUAAAGAUGGGUGGUGCUCAAGAUCAUGGGCUCAUCUGAACAGCUGGAACUUCAAUGAUGGAGAUAUUGAUGAGCUCAUUACCAAACAUUCAAAACUAUUUAACCUCAGCAAAAGUAAGAGUGUACUGCAGGUAACAAGCACGUACAGUCCUGAUGAGGAUACUGUCAAUCCUGCAUUGCUAAAAAUUACAUGGACAACUCCAUCCAUUGACAUACCAUUCUCAGUGGCCAAAACUAAUUUUUUGAUAAACUUCAAAGUUGGUUUCAAUGGAAGUAUUAUUAAGCCGAUUUGGGAUCAAUUGCAGCUUUUGCAAAAGUUUUUGGAUGUAAUCCUCAUGAAGCAAGAAAUUGAUCCUGAAAACCCUGGAUCAAACAAGAGUCUUUUCAUUGAAUUCAAUGACUCAGACGUUAGCCCACACACUAUUGAAGAAAGUUUAACAGCUCUUCUUAAAGCCGCCAAUCAUGCAGUGCCGUAUCUUAGCAAAAAUCGCUUAGAGGCUGAAAAAAAGGAAAAGAAUAGUUUCAUCCGUGUUGUUGAAGACACUGUCUCAAAUCAGAAGCAAGCCAUUGAUUUCACUGAUGAGAUUUGGAAUAUUCUGAAAGAUUGCAGCACGUAUCGUGAGCUACAGAAGUAUAUGGAAAUGAUCUUCCAUCAAAUAAGAAAAGGAACAUUGAAGCCAGUGAUCCAAAGAUCCAACGGAACUAGAUUAGCCCACAAGAUUCGGUGUUUGAUAGCAGACUCGGCCUACGAUUUUGAAAUUACUGUGAAUCCGUUAGAAUACCUUAUAGAGCUGGGCAUUGAGAAGUUGAAGAACGAUUUCCUCAGUAUUUUCUCUACCCUAAUCACGCAUCAUGGCAAACUCUGUGUGCCUUCACUACCAUCGUUCAAAGAUUUUAAAAGUUCUGAUAUCAGCUGGACUGAAGUGUGUUCUGGUUGGUUGGUUUGGCUUGGACGGAUGUGCACAUCCCUAGAAGUUUUUAUUUUAACCGAACUGAAACUGAAUCUCAAGUCUCAAGGAAUGGAUCCUAAAUGUAUGGCCAUUCUGAACCAAAUUCUGGAAAGAUUCCUCGCAUCAAAAUCGGAGAUAUGUUCCUUGCCGUGGCUCCUGAAUAACAUGAACCAUCACUGUGAGGUAGUGGUGGACACAUCUGCAGUUAAAGAUGUUGUUAAACAUAAACAGUUCCAAGAGUGGAGACUUACGCUUACCAAUGAAGAAGAUAAUGAAAAAUACAGCAGCUCCUUCCUCUGUUGUAAACCAAGCAUGUUUCCUGGGAGUAUCAUUGAACCUGAUAUUGGAAAUUUAACCCUAGAUUGUACUACAGUAAUGACUCACACAUCGUACAUAUGUUCCUCUCUUCACUCAGCCUCCAGUUGUUUCAACGCCCUUUAAGUUGAUGGAGAAUUGUCCAAGCACAACUCCAAAAGCGUCAAAAUUCCAAAUGGCUUAAAAAUACGAAGUUCUUCAGGGCUCUCAGGUAAUACCUUACGCUUUUGUUUUAGGUCUAAAUUAGACUUUUUUCUGUCUUACAAUUUCUUCUGAACACGCUUCCUCUUGAAGCCUCAGCCCUCUAAACUUCUGAAACAUCACUUGUUUUUUCUUCAGUUCUGCCGUCAAAAUUCACUCUUCCUUCAACCUUGUGUAGUUGACACUACGUUUUUUAACUCUUCUCUUCAUUUCCGGGCUUCAAAUCAGGAUUCUAAUGUUUGCAGGGGAUUUAAGAGUUUUUUAAUCAUAUUUUAGCCCUUAAAAUAAAAAUUUAAGCAGACUUAAUUUAAAUUUAGAACUAAGUGCACCACUCAACGAAGGUUUGAAAAAAAACCAUGUAUUAGUAGUGUACUCCCAUUUUCCUUUCAUCUUCAUUCAGCUCAAAACCUGGAAACAUGACAACUUACAUUCUUAGCAGCAAUUUUGAUCAUUUAUUUUCCUUAAAGUUCAAAGCGAUGAGUGCAAAGUUAUUCAAUAAGAGAAUUUAAUCUGUAAGUGAAGUUCUCAUGUGUCAACUUGGACUGCGAUCCCAAUUUUCAGAGUGAUUAGUGUGAGUUCUUCAUUGUGGGCAGCGCAAUGAGUUUUAUGUUUUGAACCUGACUGAAAUAAUUUUUAACUCCGUAAUCAGACUUUCUCAUGUGCCGUUGAAAUCAGUGUGUCUUAGCUAAGAAUAAGUCUGGGGAAGCUCUUUGCACCCUGGCUAUCGAAUUCUUUAAAUUGCAAGUAUUGAGAAAUUUCUUGAACGGUCUAAAUUUUUAUGAAAAAUAUGUCUAUAGCCGAUGUACUCUAUGUAUGUAUGUGGAGAAAACCCCUUUACUUAAAUUCACCAAGUUACUGAAUACUUGUAGAAUGCAAUUGUACGCGUUCAGAUACUUAAGGCUUCAGUAUAGGCAAGGGUGCAGAUUGCUCUAGGCCUGUGCAAUUUUCUGCAACGUUCUGGGUUUUCGCCAAAUGGUCAACACAAAUUUUGUUUGCUCAACUGCACAGUCAAGACCAAUUUGCAACUCAGAAUUUAGAUUUUCCCCAAAGAGUCAUGGGAAUAGACAGCCGAAACAUGCUUUCUGCUUUUGCAUAUGCAUUCAUUUUCCAGAUAAAAUUAGAAACUAAAAUUGAAGCAAUUAUUGUUUCAAAUUUUGAUACUAAGUGCUCUAGACUCACCUUGAAGUCAGAAACUAUUUUGCUUCGACAUGAUUUAAUCCCUUCGAAUCAAGCAUCCAUCAUGUGUCGUCCAUGUAUGUGUGAUAUUUGUUAUGUGUUUGCUGUUGAUAAUAAAUUCAAUUUUAUUUAUUUAAAA
This is a messenger RNA of Bemisia tabaci, 3548 nucleotides long. It is a transcript of the gene Zwilch, whose product is annotated as zwilch kinetochore protein. Lineage: Eukaryota; Metazoa; Arthropoda; Insecta; Hemiptera; Aleyrodidae. Gene Ontology annotation, cellular component: RZZ complex. Gene Ontology annotation, biological process: protein localization to kinetochore; mitotic spindle assembly checkpoint signaling. The record is from RefSeq and is a predicted model, not a curated record.